Vigna angularis (adzuki bean) is the source of this 1294-nucleotide messenger RNA. RefSeq lists its product as uncharacterized. Bases 95 to 1174 code for a protein of 359 amino acids. NCBI's taxonomy places the organism in Eukaryota, Viridiplantae, Streptophyta, Magnoliopsida, Fabales, Fabaceae. The transcript is spliced from 12 exons. Gene Ontology annotation, cellular component: chloroplast. The record is from RefSeq and is a predicted model, not a curated record.
UCUGCUUCAGUGCCAAUUGUGAAGUAUCAUUAGCCAAUCAAAUACCAUCAAAGCCACCAUAUUUACCCAACACAAACUCAAAAAAAACCAUACUAUGGUUGUUUUUUUUGGAGGAACUUGGGUGAAGUGUACCUUUUCAAAACUCAUGGCUAUGUCUGCAGCUUUGAGUCUCUCCCAAUUCCCAGUUUCUGGGUUUAUUUGCUUCCCCAAAAGGAGACUACCCAGUAGAAGCUCUUACAUACGUGCCAUGUCCGAAACCUCUUCUUCCACUUCUGUGAGUAGCCAAAAAGAAGGACCAACAACCGAUUAUUCUUCAGCUUCGUCGGUGACAAUUGUUCCUCCCCCCAACUUCAAGCCCCCAGAGCCUAAACGCUUUGCCGUCAGACCUGACAAGAUCGGUGAAGUGCUUGGAGCGGCGCUUCCUUUGCUGUUUCGCUUUGCCACUGGAGUUUUCGUUUCUGGGUAUUCUUUUUCAGUUGUUUCUAAGGAUGAAAUUCCUCCGGACCAAUAUGCUUUGGAACUUAAUGGCAUUACGAUCAAAGAAACAUCAAAAUUAGGUCCUCGCCCAGAGAAGUAUAUUGAGAUAUAUGAAUUUGAGAGCUGUCCCUUUUGCCGAAAGGUUAGAGAAAUUGUUGCCAUUUUGGACCUUGAUGUUGUUUUCUAUCCUUGUCCAAGAAAUGGUCCAAAUUUCCGUCCAAAGGUUCUUCAGAUGGGUGGUAAACUGCAGUUCCCCUACAUGGUUGAUCCUAACACAGGUGUUUCAAUGUAUGAAUCAGAUGACAUAAUUCGGUAUUUGGUUGACAAAUAUGGUGAUGGAAAAGUUCCUUUAUCUUUAUCACUUGGAUUUUUAACGACACUAACUGCUGGUCUUGGUAUGCUUAGUCGUAUCGGGAAGGGGACAACUUAUACUCCAGCAAAGUUCCCCCCAAAACCACUUAAAUUAUGGGCAUAUGAGGUGUCUCCUUUCUGCAAGAUUGUACGAGAAGUACUUGUGGAAUUGGAGCUGCCACACUUGCUUGUCAGUUGUGCUAGGGGUAGCCCAAAGAGACAUAUACUAUAUCAGAAAACUGGACAUUUCCAGGUACCCUUUUUGGAAGAUCCAAACACUGGGAUAGAAAUGUUUGAAAGUGCAGAAAUCAUCGAGUAUCUAAGAGCAACAUACGCUCUUCAGUAGCAGAGGGUUUUUAAGUCACACUCAUGAUAUGUGCCUUCAUUUCCUUUUGUAAAUGUAAUUGCUAUUGGCUCUAACACGGUAAAAUCAAAUUUUCUCUUUAUAGAAAUUUCAAAACUUAAA